AUGGACGUCGACUCGGAACCGACACCCCGAAGAGGCGUCCGCAAGUCCUCAGGGCAGCCAGCCGGAGCCCCGACACCCAGACGCUUCCGUUCGGCUUCUCAAGCCGAGGCUGCUCGCACCUCGAACGCGUGCCAGAUUUGCCGCGAUAAGAAAGUCAAAUGCUCGGGCCAGCAGCCUUGCAAGUAUUGUGCCAAGCGGGGGCUGGAGUGUGUGUUUGCGGCGUCGGAGAAGAGGAAGCUGUAUUCCGUCUCGCAGAUACGUGAGCUUGAGAACAAAGUCGCUUUCUAUGAGCGGCAGAGCAGGGAGCAGUCUGCUCCUGCGGCUACGACAUCCUCAGGGCCGACAUCGCCCAUGUGGCGUAUGCCUUCAGAUGAGGCAAACGGUACAUCAAGUGCCCAACAGGAGCCCCCACAGGAAGAUUCGUGUAUCUCAGUCAGCGUGCUCUCACCUACAGGUUUUGACCAGCCCGAGACAACCGUGUCUCAGGCCACGUUGUCCCCCACAUUUGAGAGAAUAAGAGCCAUUGAAGUCUUACCUGCGACGACAUCUUCACCCACACGCACUAACAGGGCCAUCGCUCCUGAGUCGGCCCUCUCCUCCUCUGAGACAUUCGGGUCCGAGAUCAAGACUCUUCUAGUGUCCCGCUCGAACCCGGGCUCCGCUGCCAGUCCGGCUACCAACACCGCCGUGUCCCCGCUCCCACGCAUCGACCGCCGCGGGCUGCUGGAGGCUAUCGGUCCGUGGCCUACGGAGGAAGAGGCUCAUGCUAUGCUUGAUAUUGUCGUAUUCAACGUCGGCAUCUCGCAGCAGCUGUUUGAUGUUCGCGCGUUCUCAGAUAAUCUGUCCAUCCUAUAUCAAGAUUCCGCUGCGGAAGUACGGCUUUCUGAAAUAUGGAUCGUAGAGGCGCUGUUGGUAUUUUCGGUGGGGAGGCUGCUACAGAGCAGAGACGAUGAGAAUGGCGAUCUGCCUGGGACAAGUUUCUUCCGCGAGGCGGUAAAGAGAACGCCGUUGCUGAGUGAGUUGCGGAAGCAUGGUAUUAUUGGAGUUGAAGUGAUGGCUUUGACGGCGUUAUACCUUCAGAUUGUGGAUCGAAAGGAUGAUGCUUAUAUUCAUUCCAACACUGCCUUGAGGUUAGCGAUAAGCCAUGGUAUGCAUCGUGGAAAAAGCAGCCUCAAUAUUAGACGAUCGGAGAAUGUGCAUCGGAAUAGACUUUGGUGGUCAAUUUACAUGCAAGAGCGGAGAUUAUGUGCGGCGGGUGGAUAUCCAAUGUCUAUUGAAGACUAUGCCAUUACCGUCGUACCGCCCUAUGAAGUCCUCGGGUUCCCAUCGGCAACAGCUUUAGAUGUCAAUGUAAAGGCGGCAAGAAUCACAGGGAAGAUUACGUCAACAAUCUACUCCCAAAAAGGUGACCCCGAAAAUACGUUUAUCAACAACGUCCAGGACAUAUUACACUCCCUCUACGAGGUUGAGAAGACGAUGCCCUCGGAAUACUCGAUGGAGAUCAAACCUUCCGGUCUCCUGGUGGCUGGACGCCCCUUUGUUGACGCGCCAACAUCAACAUCUCGGACUAGCUCCAGUCUGUACAUAUCCGUUUACUCGGCCGUCAUUCAUACGGUUCGCCCAAUUCUACUUUAUAUGGCUCGCAACAGCCGUGAUCCCGAGCGUGGAGGGUCUCGUAACGAAGUCAGCCCAGCACUCGUACGUCUGGCAGAGAUCUGCGUUGAGACAGCCAGUAAAAGCCUGGUCAUCUUGCAGGAGCUCCGAAAGAAGGAGAUUCUGGCCAAGAACGCUUUCCUCGACUUGGACGCGACCUUCUCGGUGGGAUACAUUUUCGUCCUCGUCGAGGCCAUCAACCCAGGCAAGAGUCUUGGAUUCAAGGGCAUCGAAGGAUCUAGAGCGAUUUUGAGAUACUUAGUCAGUCUGGGAAAUAGGGCGGCCGCCAACCGCCUUGCCGAGCUCGACCAGAUGUGCAUGCAUCUUGCGCUCCCAGUACAGCAGGCGACUGGGCAGACUCCACAGCAGCCGUUGACGGACCUCCUCACGCAGACGUUUUCCUUCUCGAACGGGUAUGGCAACGUUGAUCACGUUACGCCCGGUGCGGUUGAUGGGGGCUUGAGUGUUGAGGGACCGAGUACCCGUUCCGCUGAAGACGACGGAGGGACGAUGGGCUGUGGGAAUGACGACCAGACCUUCGGGCUCAGCGGCGCGGACUUGGCGAGCAUACCGCUAGAGGGCGAGAAUGGGCUCUACUGGGUAUACCACACGCCCGGGUUCUCGUUCACUGGAGUCGAGCAGACGGACUGGGAGGCGUUGGAGAACCAGAUCCCUUGGGGUAACCAGCCAUGA
Molecule: messenger RNA, 2346 nt
Organism: Colletotrichum truncatum
Lineage: Eukaryota; Fungi; Ascomycota; Sordariomycetes; Glomerellales; Glomerellaceae
Product: fungal specific transcription factor domain-containing protein
Biological process (GO): DNA-templated transcription; regulation of DNA-templated transcription
Molecular function (GO): zinc ion binding; DNA-binding transcription factor activity, RNA polymerase II-specific; DNA binding
Source: RefSeq, a predicted model, not a curated record